GUUUCUAUUUCCUUUCGUGAUUUUGGUAAAUUAUUUAAGAUUUCUAUUUUCUCUUAUUUCCUUUUGGGAUUUAAAAAAAAAACUUUUUAUGUUUUAUUGUAUAUAUGUAUGUAUAUAAGUAUUAGGUUUAGUUGGUGAGACCCAUCCAAGCAAGAGAGAUUUCCUUUGAAUCAAACAAACACGAUGGCGACGAAACGGAUAUUGAAAGAGCUAAGGGAGUUGGAGAGAGACCCUCCUGUAUCAUGCAGUGCUGGUCCAAUAGGAGAAAAUAUGUUUCACUGGCAAGCUACGAUAAUGGGUCCGAUCGAAAGUCCAUACACGGGUGGUGUUUUCCUUGUCGAUAUCAAUUUCACUAAAGAUUAUCCUUUUAAACCCCCCAAGGUUGUAUUCAAAACCAAAGUCUUUCAUCCGAACGUCAACAGCAAUGGAAACAUAUGUUUGGACAUUCUCAAAGACCAAUGGAGCCCUGCCCUUACAAUCUCUAAGGUCCUUCUUUCUGUGUGCUCUCUUCUUACAGACCCAAACCCUGACGAUCCUCUGGUUCCAGAGAUAGCUCACAUAUACAAAAGCGAUAGGGUCAGGUACGAAGCCACGGCUCGAAGCUGGACCCAGAAGUAUGCGUCGCAAUAAAACUCAAGACUCCAAGUUAACCCUUCUUCAUUCUUUUGCAAAAUGUCUACAACUUGUCCUUUUUCUUCUUCUUUUGCGUUGGUCUUAUUAUAAAACAAUAAAGUAGAAUAUUAUUGGCGGUCUCUGUUUCUCCUUGCUUUGUUUUAAAAUUAACUAGUGUCAUUAUUAUAUUUGAUAUCGACUUUGAUUCA
Molecule: messenger RNA, 821 nt
Organism: Brassica napus (rape)
Lineage: Eukaryota; Viridiplantae; Streptophyta; Magnoliopsida; Brassicales; Brassicaceae
Product: ubiquitin-conjugating enzyme E2 29
Exons: 4
Coding region: 184-630 (148 amino acids)
Biological process (GO): protein polyubiquitination
Cellular component (GO): nucleus
Molecular function (GO): ubiquitin conjugating enzyme activity
Source: RefSeq, a predicted model, not a curated record